ACUCGGCGCCGACUCGCCCCGUCGGGACCCGCAGGCUCUGCGCUCCGGACGAGUCCUGCGAGGGCGCCCGCCGCGCGACCAGGAUGUCAGGGCGCACGGGUGCCGCCAAGAUGCUCCGAGGACCCUGCUCCGCCCUCCUGCUCUGGGGGCUCCUGGGGGCCGUCCACGCUCAGCAGCAGGAGGUCGUCAGCCCCAGCCCCUCCGACAGGAACAGCUGCCCAGAGAAGGCCGACUGCCCGAUCCACGUGUACUUCGUGCUGGACACGUCGGAGAGCGUCACCAUGCAGUCGCCCACCGACAGCCUGCUCUACCACAUGCAGCAGUUCGUGCUGCAGUUCAUCAGCCAGCUGCAGGACGAGCUGUACCUGGACCAGGUGGCGUUGAGCUGGCGCUACGGCGGCCUGCACUUCUCCGACGUGGUGCAGGUGUUCAGCCCGCCGGGCAGCGACCGGGCCUCCUUCACCAAGAGCCUGCAGAGCAUCAGCUCCUUCCGCCGCGGCACCUUCACCGACUGCAUGCUGGGCAACAUGACCCAGGAGGUGCGGCGGCACGUGGGCAAGGGGGCGGUCAACUUCGCGGUCAUCAUCACCGACGGCCACGUCACCGGCAGCCCGUGCGGGGGCAUCAAGCUGCAGGCCGAGCGCGCCCGCGAGGAGGGCAUCCGGCUCUUCGCGGUGCCACCCAACCUCAAGCUGAACGAGCAGGGCCUGCGGGACAUCGCCAGCACGCCGCAUGAGCUCUACCGGAACAACUACUCCACCAUGCGGCCCGACUCCACCGAGAUCGACCAGGACACCAUCAACCGCAUCAUCAAGGUCAUGAAACACGAAGCCUACGGAGAGUGCUACAAGGUGAGCUGUCUGGAGAUCCCUGGGCCCCCGGGCCCCAAGGGCUACCGUGGACAGAAGGGCGCCAAGGGCAACAUGGGCGAGCCCGGAGAGCCUGGACAGAAGGGGCGACAGGGAGAUCCAGGCAUCGAAGGCCCCAUCGGAUUCCCCGGACCCAAGGGUGUUCCUGGUUUCAAAGGAGAGAAGGGCGAGUUUGGAUCCGAAGGGCGGAAGGGCGCCCCUGGCCUGGCGGGCAAGAAUGGGACAGAUGGACAGAAGGGCAAGUUGGGGCGCAUCGGACCUCCUGGCUGCAAGGGAGACCCUGGGAGUCGGGGCCCCGACGGUUACGUGGGGGAAGCCGGCAGCCCUGGGGAGCGAGGAGACCAAGGCUCCAAGGGGGACGCUGGCCGCCCAGGACGCAGAGGGCCUCCGGGGGAAAGUGGGGCCAAAGGAAGCAAGGGCUAUCAAGGCAACAAUGGAGCCCCAGGAAGUCCCGGCCUGAAAGGAGCCAAGGGCGGGCCUGGGCCCCGAGGACCCAAAGGCGAACCCGGGCGCAGGGGAGACCCCGGAACCAAGGGCGGCCCAGGCAGCGAUGGCCCCAAGGGCGAGAAGGGGGACCCCGGCCCUGAGGGGCCCCGGGGCCUGGCUGGAGAGGUUGGCAACAAAGGAGCCAAGGCAAACCGAGGUUUACCUGGACCCAGAGGUCCCCAGGGAACUAUCGGAGAGCCGGGGAACCAGGGAUCUCGGGGAGACCCCGGUGACGCUGGUCCCCGCGGAGACUCAGGACAGCCUGGCCCCAAGGGAGACCCCGGCAGGCCUGGAUUCAGCUACCCGGGACCCCGAGGAGCACCUGGAGAGAAAGGCGAGCCUGGCCCCCGCGGCCCCGAGGGGGGCAGAGGUGACUUUGGCUCCAAAGGAGAACCCGGGAGGAAAGGCCAGAAGGGCGAGCCUGCAGAUCCUGGCCCGCCUGGUGAGCCAGGCCCUCGGGGGCAGAGAGGAGCCCCGGGACCCGAGGGAGAGCGCGGCCCCCCAGGAGACCCCGGCCUCACGGAGUGCGACGUCAUGACCUACGUGAGGGAGACGUGCGGCUGCUGUGACUGUGAGAAGCGCUGUGGCGCCCUGGACGUGGUGUUCGUCAUCGACAGCUCCGAGAGCAUCGGCUACACCAACUUCACCCUGGAGAAGAACUUCGUCAUCAACGUGGUCAACAGGCUGGGGGCCAUCGCCAAGGACCCCAAGUCGCUGACGGGGACCCGCGUGGGCGUCGUGCAGUACAGCCACGACGGCACCUUCGAGGCCAUCCAGCUGGACGACGAGCGCAUCGACUCACUGUCCAGCUUCAAGGAGGCCGUCAAGAACCUCGAGUGGAUCGCGGGCGGCACCUGGACGCCCUCGGCCCUCAAGUUCGCCUACAACCAGCUCAUCAAGGAGAGCCGGCGCCAGAAGACCCGCGUGUUCGCGGUGGUCAUCACGGACGGCCGCCACGACCCCCGCGACGACGACCUCAACCUGCGGGCGCUGUGCAACCACGACGUGACGGUGACGGCCAUCGGCAUCGGGGACAUGUUCCACGAGAAGCACGAGAGUGAGAACCUGUACUCCAUCGCCUGCGACAAGCCUCAGCAGGUGCGCAACAUGACGCUCUUCUCCGACCUGGUGGCUGAGAAGUUCAUCGACGACAUGGAGGACGUGCUGUGCCCGGACCCCCAGAUCGUGUGCCCAGACCUUCCCUGCCAAACAGAUGGACCGCGGCCUGGUGGCGCGCCCCCGGUCACCUUCCUCCGCACGGAAGAGGGCCCGGACGCCUCCUUCCCCAGGACCAUCCCCCUGAUCGAACAGUUGCUAAACGCCACGGAGCUCACGCAGGACCCAGCCGCCUACUCCAGGCUGGUGGCCGUGCUGGUCUACACCGCGGAGCGGGCCAAGUUCGCCACAGGAGGCGAGCGGCAGGACUGGAUGGACCUGUUCAUUGACACCUUUAAGCUGGUGCACAGGGACAUCGUGGGGGACCCUGAGACCGUGCUGGCGCUCUGCUGAAGCCACAGGGUGCAGCCCCACCGGCCGCAUUAGCCCCCAGGGGCUGCCCACCUUACACUGCGGGGCUUGAAACAGCGGGAAGCUGUUCCUUCGGUCUGGAGGCCAGAAGUACAAAAGCAAGGUGUCCCAGGACAGGGCGCCCUGUGGGCCUCUAGGGGAGGGCCCUCCCUGCCUUUCCAGCUCCAGCUCUGCCUCCGUGGUCACCUGGCCUCUCCCCUUCUCCCCUGCCUCCCUCCUACAGGGACACUUGUGGCAUUUAGGGCCGGAUAAUCCAGGAUCGUCUCCCCGUUUCACGGGAAUUACUCACUGAAUCCCAUCUGCAAAGUCCUUUUUGCCAGAUCCUUAUAUCAUGGUCACAGGCUCUAGGAUUAGGUCGUAGGCGUGUCUUGGGGGCCAUUAUUUAGCAGAAAAGAAAGAGGGAAGAGCAGAGCCUCAUAACAGUCCCGACUCCCAGCUUCACCUCUGGCCUCUGCGCGUUUCCCUCGUCCCCCUGGCUGAUACAUGGAGAAACCCCCACCCCCACCCCCCACCCCCGGAAACCAGCAGUCCCUGCAUUUCUGACUCUGCCUGCAGGAACUCAUGAGGCCCAGGGGCACACAGGGAACUCGCUAGGCAGUUCCAGCUCCAGCUCCAGCUGUGUGGGUUUAAAGCCAAAGCUGCUGUUCAUCUGCACUGCCAUCAAAAUAAGCUGUACCGUAAAUAAGCUCCUUAAAAAAAAAUUGCCAGAAACACUCGCUUCUCUGCGGGUAGCCCAGCACUUCCGCGGACGCACCCAAGUGUUCUUCAGGUGCUGUGAGCACGUCUCGUACCUUGUAUAAAAGCUAAGAAGCAAGGCGUGUGAGGUGUGCUGCGGUCCGCGGCUCGCUGGGGUGGAUUGCUUGCUCGCCUGGACCUCGGGGGUCGCCUGUGCAGGGGGGCACCUUGGGCCUGGGGGCCCCAAGCAGGAUGCUGAGGCCUCGUGGUUGGUGCCACGGCUCAGGACCUCCUUCCGCUGGGAUCCCUGUGCUCCUGGCCGCAGGUCAGCACACCUGGGCUGUGACGAGUCCUUUCCUGCCCAGGUCAAGAGGGGUGCCCAUGGGGUUGGACCCAAGCAGGAGGACGAGCCCCGCCCCUGCGCAGCCCGGAAGGCAGUUAGCGUUGAGAUCUCAGCCAUGCCGUGGGGGAGGGGCUUGGCUGCAUGUGCCUGCGUGUGGACAGAGGCCCAGCUUGUGGUCCAGUAUGUGUGGAGCAGGUUUUCAGGCUGCGCUGUGGGCCCCAUGUCCCCCAGAGGCUUAACCUCAGCCCUGGCGGCAGCCUUGCCCCCACACUGUCCAGCAUGUCCAGGGCUGGUGACUGCCCAGAUGAGGGCAAGGGUCUCCUCAGGUAACAGGGAGUCACUUGGGCUGCCACAAGGGUCUGGCCACACCUGUGCCCACUGCCCACCAAAGCCUUGACCAGUCGAGGGGACACGGGCCGCUUCUCUCUCCGAUGCUUCCAGGGCUGGGAGAGAUAUGGCCCGGCCAGCAGAGGUGGGUCCUUGCAUCUGGGGAUCUUCAUGGGGUCUUUUUACACAAUCACAGAUGUGAUGACACCUCUCUCUCCCACCCGUACUCCCCAUGGACCGUGGCCCUUUGGGAUGUAUCCAAUUCUUGGGCCAAAAGAAGGGGCUUUACUGACCCCUUCCUUCCGGUCCGCGAGGGCCUGAAGGGAGGUCGCUGGGCAGAGAUGGUGCUGGGAGAGUGGAAAGGGGUCCCUGAGCCUCAGGUUUGGGGACAUUUCCUGGUGGGAGCACAGCCAAGAGAGAUAGUAUUGGUCCCAGGGAGACCGGGUGGGAGCCUGGAUGCUGCAGGGGGCUGCCAAGCGCGUGACCUCGGGUGCGGCUCCCGCGGCCUGCGGCGCCUGUGCACGGGGUGCGCGUGAAGAGGCGGCGCGGCGCGUGGCCCGUGGCCCAGGUGGGCGUGGCCGGAGCGGGGGUGGCCCCCGUGGGCGCAGCUGGGCCGGGGCCG
This is a messenger RNA of Hippopotamus amphibius kiboko, 4849 nucleotides long. RefSeq names its product collagen type VI alpha 2 chain (gene COL6A2). The record is from RefSeq and is a predicted model, not a curated record. The transcript has 28 exons. Lineage: Eukaryota; Metazoa; Chordata; Mammalia; Artiodactyla; Hippopotamidae. The coding region runs from base 84 to 2864 and encodes 926 amino acids.